AUAAAUGUCUUAACAGAUUUAAAUAUUUUUUAGUUUUUAUGAAGACCAGAAGUGGGAAAUAGGAAAGGAUAUAUUGGGAUGGAGACUUCAGUAGGAGAGUACUGGAUGCAAAUAAGAGAAAGAACAAGCUAGAUAAGUUGAGAGAUAAAGGAAUAAGAGAGACAGAAAAACUUAAAAGAUAUCAAUGAUGUUUUAUUGUCACAUGACUCCAUGACAGAAGAAAUUCAAUUCAGCAGUGAGAAAAAAAAUUCAAAGGAGGACUCUAAAAUCAGCGAAGAAGAAGAUUUCCUGGGUAACGAUCGAAAAUGCAGAAAUUUUCACUUUAAUUCUGGAAAUCAGUAGUGAAAGAUUGCAAUGUUGAAUCUUGUCUGAGAUAGAUCUUAUUAUUACUUAAAUCCUCCAUUAAUAAAGUUUUUAUGCUGAUUUAAAAAUGAAAAACAGCAGUGAUCAUUCUAUUACACAAAUAAAGUCAUCUAAUGUUUUUAUUUUGCCUAAAACAGAUAUUUGCAAUGAUCUAACUUCAAAUCAUAUAAAACCUGCAGCAAAAGAGAAAUUAGAAAAUAACUGUGAUUAUUCCAUCACUCCAUUUGAAAAUUCUGAUAACAAAAAUAGAAAAAGAAUUAUAGAAUCUGAUCAACCAUGUUUUAAUAAUGAUAGUUGUAUUGUUACAUCCAAAGAUAGAUUUGUGGUUCCCAUGUGUCAAGAUAGUUCAGUUGUCACUUAUCCUAAUAAAUUAACUGUUAGCAUUUCCCAAGAUAAUUCUGUUAUUACUACUUAUCAAGAUAGUCCUGUUGUUACCUCUAUCUUAGAUAAUCUUACAGUUUCUUAUAGUUCUGUAUUUGCAACUGCACUAGACCACUCUGCUUUAAACAAUGCUCCAGAUAAUGGUCUAGAUGAUUUAACUUGUUCUAUUGGUCCGGAUAAUUUGAUUUUUACUGAAAAUAAAAAUGAAGCAAUUUUAAAAAGUAUUGAAAAUUUCAAAGAAAAAAAUGAUCUUAUGCCAACAAUUGUUAUAGAGUCAAUUUUAAAGGAUUCAGAAAACUAUCAAAUUGGUAAUUUGGAGCAAAGUAAUGUUUUUAAGUCAGGAUUUGGAGAUUCAAAAAAUCAUCCAACAAGUAAUAUUGAGCUAAGUAAAGCUGUUGACUCGAAAUUUAAAAGUUCAGAAAAUAGUUUGAUGGAUAUAAAACAAAAUAACAGGUCAAAAAGAAAAAAGGAAAAUUAUAAACAUGAGACAAGCAGUAAAGUAAUACAAACUUGGAAAAAAAGUGAAGUUUUAGAAACUCAGAAAAAGAGUGAAGUUUUAGAAACUCAGAAAAAACGUAAGUGUUUUAUGACUACAACAAAGGAAAUAAAAAGUCUACCUGCUUCUUAUUUUAAAAUGAAUCAGAAUUAUUUUACUAACAGUUUGUUAGAAUGUAAAGUUCAUUUAAAAAAUCAAGUGUGUGAAACACAAAAACAGUUUCCUUUAUUAAGCGAUUCUAAUACACCCAAUAUUCAAGAAACAGCUGAAAUGAUAAGUCCUAACUUUCCUAAAGAAACAAGCAAAACUGUUGAGAGUAUUUUUAACAAACCGAUGAUUGUAAAAAAGAAAAAAAGAAAUAGAAAAACUGAUGUUCUUAUUAAAGUUCCCAGGCCAAGUUGUUCUAUUGAUUUUACAGUAGAAAAAAGUGACGAUGAAGUGUUAAAAAAUCAUAAUACAAAUAAAGUUUUUAGAGUGUUUAACAUCAAUGGUAUCAUAGGAUCAUUGACUAGUAAUGAAAUAAAGACUAAUUUAUCAACUAUAUGUUGUGAAAUGAUAAAUAAUGCAGCUGUUAAAAAAUUAAAACAAUCAGAUCCAUGUAUUCCACCAAUUUGUGCUCCAAAUAGUGAACAGUACAGUGUUAACACAAGUAAAGCAAUCAUUUUACCUGAAACUAGUAAAACCAUUUUAACUAUAAAAUCUUCAGCAGCCAAGGUUAAUUUACCUUUAUUAUUAACAGCGUCAAGCAAAACUAUAUUUCCAAUGCUGCAAUCUUUAGCAGUUACUAAAACCACCAUUUCACCUUUAAUAUCGUCAGUAUCUUGUGACACAGUUGUAUCUACUUUAAUAUCAGCAACACCUAUUGAGACCAUCAUUUUACCUUUGAUAUCUUCUCCUGCUAGCAGGGAAAUGUCACCUUUAAUAUCUCCAAUGGCUUGUGACAGUAUUAUGUCCCUUUUAGUAUCACCAACAGUAAGUGAGAAUGUGGCUUUACCUUUAAAGAUAUCCUCAUCUGGAAUUAUUACAUGCAACGACAAUUUUGAUCUGCAACCUCAAUUGACAAUCUCAUCUGUAAGCAAUGAAACUAUAGUUUCAUCUACAACCUCAUAUGUUGGAAUAUUUAACAGCAAUCCAAUCAUAAUGGAAAAUCUUUACACUGGGGCAGUAAGCAACAAUACAACCAUCUCUAGUUCAUAUUGCAACAUUCUAAAAAAUACAGUUAAUGAAAGUGAAAAUAUAAUUUAUUUUAAAGAUAUUUGUACUACCUCAGGAAAUAGCCUAAAAAGUUUAAAAGUUUUAUAUUCAGAUAGUUGUAACAACUUAAAAAUGAAUUUGUCAACAACUCAUAACCAUCAGGAUAAACACUUCCAAGUUAGUCUUAACCAUCCAUUAAAUAUUCAACCUGUUUAUUUUUCUAAAUGCAGUACCUACCUAGCUAGGAAAAGUUAUGUUAGAGAUGACUUAGAUGUAAGAAAUGAUGUUGACCUCAAUGGAGAAAUGUCGAACAGCAAUGUUUUUGUCACAAAAGCAUUAGGUGAGCAAACCACAUCAGUUAAUAAACCUUAUUUAGUUGAUGAGGAAUGUUUUAUAAAAGUUGCAGGAACAACUUUAAAUGCUAAUUUGUUUUUAACAAAAAAUGACUUUUUAGAAAACAAUAUGAUAAACACAUUAGGCAAGCCUUUAAAAGAAGUUUCCACAGUGAAAGAAGAUUUCACAAUAAAAGCUAAUAUAACUUCUAGUCAAGAUAAAUUGUUCAAUAAUGUUCGUAAGGUUUUAUCUCAAUAUUGCCAACCACCAUUAAACAAAGACAAUAGCACUAAUCUUUUGCCAAAAUUAUCAGCAACAACAUGUGAAGCAAUUAUGUCAUCUACAAUAUCUGUAACAUGUAAUACUAUGAUUUCACCUAAAACUUUAUCUGCGACAUGUGAGUCAACCAUUAUAUCUACAACUCAAUCUGAAACUAGUAAGUCUAUCGUUUCAUCUUCAAAGUCACUAACAACUAGCAUGAAUAUUAUGCUCUUAUCUGCAUCUACAAAGUUAAUAUCCAACUCGAAUCAGCAAUCACAAACACAAAUCUCUUUAGUAAGCAGUGAGGGUCCAAGUUUACCUCCAACCUCAUCUUUUGGAGUAGUUAAUUACCGUGAAAGUGUCAGUGAAGGUUCAACUACUAAUGCAGUUAAAAACAUCUACCCAAUUAUCUCCAGACCAUGUUUUAACAUUGCAAAAAAUGCAAAUAAAACAAGUUCAGCUUAUUUACUGAUAAAAAAUUCAUGUACUUCUCAAAGUACAGUUUUUCAUCACCAACCAAAUAUUUUACUAUCUUCUCAUGGCAUUAUCUCAUCAACACACUUAAGUAAAAGUAUUCAGACUGCUGCAGCCUUAAAUAAGCUUCAAACCAACUUUAAUACAAUGAAACCUAAGGUAACUUCAAACAUGCUUCAAUCUGAUCUUGUUUCAUUAAAACCCAUUGUGGUGUCAAGUAAGCUAAAGUUUGAUCUUGUUACACCAAUAGCUACAGUUGUUUCAAGUAAGCCUCAAUCUUGCUAUAUUCCAAUAAGAUCUACAAUGGCAACUUUUCAAUCUAAUACUGUAAAACCUGUAGUUCCAUCAAGCAUUCUUCAGUCUGGCCUUAUGCCAGUAAAACCUAUAGUUGUAUCAACAGUUCUUCAAUCUGAUCUUAAUCCAGUAAAACUUAUAGGUGUCUCGAACAAGUUUCAAUCUGAGGAGGCUAUAGUAAAACCCAUAGUUGUAUCAAGUAUUCUUAAAUCUGACUAUAUUUUAGCAAGAUCUACUGUUGUUUUAAGUAAGCCUCAAUCUCACUAUAUUGCAAUAAAACCUGCGAUAGCAUCAAAUAUUCUUCAAUGUGAUCAAAUAAAACCUAUAGUUGCAUCAAGCAUUCUUCAGUCUGGCCUUAUGCCAGUAAAACCUAUAGUUGUAUCAAGGGUUCUUCAAUCUGACAGUAUGCCAGUAAAAUCUACAGUCAUAUCAAGCAUUCUUAAAUCUGAUCUUAUGCCAAUAAAACCUAUAGUUGUACCAAACAUCCUACAAUCUGACCUUACAAAAAUGUAUAACACAAAAAAUAAUUCUUUGCAAACAGAUAACAAAAUUGCUUCAGGGAAUUCGUUAGGUAAAGUGUAUUGUGUGGCACCUAGUGUUAUCAAAAACCCUGCAAAUGUUUUGUUCGUUGUUUCAAACAAUCAAUCAGGUUUGUUAAAAUAUGACUUGUCACAAUGUUCAACUGUUUCAUCUAUUUUAUUGCAACCUAUCUCAAAGAUACAAUUAAAUAAAACACAAAAUGUUCAAUCAAGUGUUCAAUUACGCACAAAUACAAAUGUUUCAGAUACAUCUUCAACUAAAGCAAUUUUAGAUAUUUCAGCUACUCAAGAGGUGAGUCAAAAAUACCUUUUAAAUAUUAACAAUCAUAUUAUGUCAAUUUCAAAUAUUCCAUCUUCUACGAUGUCAUCAAAUGCAAACAUUCGCAUAAAUCAAAAACCUUUACCUGCUAUAAUGACACAUAAUGGUCCACCUAUUUUAAUGGCAUCAAGUUCUUCAUCUCUAAAAAUAACACCAAAGAAAACUAUAUCAAUAACUAGUGACAAAAAAUUAGAUAAAGAAUUUAAUAUAUCACCUGUAAAGUUGGCACACAUCAAUGCAAAAUGGGUUAUACCAUCUUCUAAUUUGUCAUCAAACAGUUAUGUUCAUUUCAAAGUUCAAAAAACAAGUUGUUCAACUGUUCUGAUACCAAAUGUUCUACCUGUCCCAAAUGUUUCAUUUGUUCCAAAUGUUCCACCUGUUCCAAAUGUUCCACCUGUUUCAAAUGUUCCACCUGUUCCAAAUGUUCCAAAUGUUCCACCUGUUCCAAAUGUUCCACCUGUUAUGUUCCAUGUUCCACCUGUUAUGUUCACAUCGAAUAGUUAUCUCAAUUUAAAAACAAUUAAACCAUUAAAUUUGAAAAAUGAUCACUUUGUGCCGAUUUCAAUCAAUCAUUCCGUCACCAAAUCAAGUUUUUCAUUGGUUACUUCAUCACCAAAAGGAAGACCUAAAAAAAUAUCAAAAGAUCAGACAGAUCAAAAAACAAGUAUUUCAUCGUUUACUUCGUCACCAAAAGCAAGUCCAAAAAAAAUAUCAAAAGAUCAAGCAGAUCAAAAAACAAGUUCUUCAAAUGUUUUAAUGACAUCAAAUGUUCCGCCUAUAAUGUUAGCACCAAUAAAUAAAUUACAUUUCAACCAAAAGUCAAAAGUAUUGCCUACUGUAAUGUCAUCAAAUUAUAUCCAUUAUUUAGACAAAAGUUCAAAUAGUUUAACUGUUAAGCUGUCAUUUGAAUGUUUAAACAAAUCUGUUCAGUAUAAAAAAUCCUUAAAUAACUCGGUAGUAGUUAAUAGCAAAAAGAUUCUUCAUCCUUCAUCCAAAUGUUCCGUAUCCUCAAACACAUGUGCUGUAAGUUGUCCUUUCACGUCAUCCUCUUUUAGUCAAAGAUCAAGUUUUACAACUUCAGAUCAUUUAUCUGUCCAAUCAUGUUUUACUUUUGCAUCAUGUGCCAUUAAUAGUACAGUUAAUGUUACGAGUAAAACUCUAUCAAAUGAACAAAUGGGUAGCAAUUCUAUCCCAGCAGUUGUUUUAGGUGAACGAGAUAAAAUAUAUCAUUUGAUUGGAAAUAAGCGCAAAAAAUGGUUUUUUUUACCAAACAGUCAAGAAAUGUCUCAAACAUGCUCAUUUCUAAGUUUAAUUGGUCUUGAAAACUGUGUAGAAGAGUUGCUUCAUUAUAAUAGUAAAUAUCAAUUAUUUCCGGAACCUGAUUUUGAAUGUUGCAUUACAAAAGAAAGCCGAGGUCAAUUAAUGGAUGAUAGUCAAACUUUUUUAAAAGAUAACAAUCAUCCGGUGUUAAAUGAUAAUUCAAAUUUUUUGAUAAAAGAUGACAGGACUUCUUCAUUGCAAGAUUCCGAAACUUGUUUAUUAAACGAUAAACGCACUUCUUUAUUUGAAAAGAAAAAAACUUCAAUGUUUUUAUUAGAUGCUACAACUUCGUCAUUUAAAGAUAACAUAACUUCUGUAUUAAAAAGCAACCGAACUCCUAAAUUCCCUGAAAAUCGAUUAACGUCGUUAGAUAAUAACCGAACUCCAUUAUUAAAAGAAAAUCGAACUUUUUUAAGAGCUAAACGAGUUUCGUCGUUUAAAAACAAUCGAACUUCAAACUUAAAAUAUAAACAAACUUCUUUAAAAGAAAAAAGAAUUCCUUCGUUAAAGGAGAACCAAACUUCUAUAUUAAAAAAUAAGGAAACUUUUUUAAGAACUAAACGAACUUCUUCUUUAGAAGAUAAUCGUUUUCCUUUAUUUAAAAAUAAACAAAUUAUUUUAAAAGAAAAACGAGAUCCUUUGUUAAAAAAUAACCGAAUUCCAGUAUUGAAAAAUAAACAAACUUCUUUAAAAGCUAAACGUAUUUCUUCGUUUAAAGGUGAUCGAUCUCCUAUAUUCCAAAAUAAACAAACUAUAUUAAGAGCUAAACGAAUUUCUUUGCCAAAAGAUAAUCGAUCUCCAAUGUUAAAAUAUAAACAAACUUCUUUAAGACAAAAACGGGUAACUUUGUUAAACGAUAACCCAACUCCAUUAUUAAAAGAUAAACAAACUUUUUUAAGCGACAAACAAAUUUCUUCAUCAAAAGAUAAAUACUUAAAAAAAAAUCCUCCAAGUAAAGAUUUUGAAAAAAACAACACUGCCACUAAAAAUUCUAAUAAUAUCAGUAAAUCUGGUUCUGUAGACGAAUCCCAUGAAAAAUAUCCAUUUGGCUAUGUUGACCGAUCUCGCGAACACAUGCAAUAUUUGAUUAAGGAAAUAAAGAGUGACCCUGAUGAGUUCCAAAAUCUGAACAGUUCUGAAUCUGCGUGUAAUCCAAGUCUUUCUACUUCUUCCAAUUUAAACGAAACAAACCCUAAGGAACAAUAUCUUUAUAGCGCCCACAACUCUUUCGAUACAUCUAUUCUCAGAAAGAUAAAAGAAGAAGAAGACUCUUGGGCUAUUAAUUUCCAAGAAAACGAAAUAAUUUCUUCAGAAGGUUUAUUGAUCAAAAAUGAGACCGCGCAAGAAUACAAUAACGAAACUACCACGUCGAGUUUGAUAGGUGGAUCGUUUUUAAGAGAUAAUUACCCAUGUGCGUCUGGUAAAAACUCACAUAAACGUAAAGCUGUUCCAUAUUCAGAGUCUUCGUUAGAUCAUAAAAAAAAAUGUUUUGCUGUAAAAAGCUCGUUAGACUACUUGAAAAAAUAUUCUUCACUUAAUUUAUUCCCUAGAGUAGUAAUCGAAAAAUUGUGACGCGUUUA
Molecule: messenger RNA, 7554 nt
Organism: Hydra vulgaris (swiftwater hydra)
Lineage: Eukaryota; Metazoa; Cnidaria; Hydrozoa; Anthoathecata; Hydridae
Source: RefSeq, a predicted model, not a curated record